Rattus rattus (black rat) is the source of this 1583-nucleotide messenger RNA. It is a transcript of the gene Gpr146, whose product is annotated as G protein-coupled receptor 146. Gene Ontology annotation, molecular function: G protein-coupled receptor activity. Gene Ontology annotation, biological process: G protein-coupled receptor signaling pathway. Gene Ontology annotation, cellular component: membrane. Lineage: Eukaryota; Metazoa; Chordata; Mammalia; Rodentia; Muridae. The record is from RefSeq and is a predicted model, not a curated record.
UUCACCACCAGUCCAGGAGUCUCACCAUGGCUAUGAAUGGCUACAGCAGCCUGGCCUGGAGCCUCCUGUUUGCAGGCGCACAUAUGUUGGCAGAUGCUGGUACACAUGUACACAGGAAUGGUGACUAACUCUGUCCCUUCUCUCUCAACAGAGCUGCGAAGCUGGGGUGAGCUGCCAUGUGGAGCUGUGGCCCACUCAACAGCACAGCGUGGGCUGAGGAGCCGCUGUGCCGGAACCUGCGCCUGGGGCUGUGGGUCCUCUCACUGUUCUACCUGGGGGCAGGUGUCCCUGUGGGCUUAGGCUACAAUGCUCUUCUGGUGCUGGCCAAUCUGGCCAGCAAGAACAGCAUGACCAUGCCUGAUGUGUACUUCGUGAACAUGGCUGUGGCGGGGCUGGUGCUCACGGCACUGGCACCUGCCUACCUACUGGGUCCUGCCCACUCCAGGUGGGCCCUGUGGAGCCUCAGCAGCGAGGCCCAUGUGACACUGCUCAUCCUGUUCAACGUGGCUUCCCUGGUGACCAUGUACUCCACUGCACUGCUGAGUCUUGACUACUACAUCGAGCGUGCCCUGCCGCGUACCUACAUGGCUAGUGUGUACAACACCCGGCACGUGUGUGGCUUCGUCUGGGGAGGGGCAGUGCUCACCAGCUUCUCCUCCCUGCUCUUCUAUAUCUGCAGUCAUGUGUCUUCUAGAAUUGCCGAGUGUGCCCGGAUGCAGAACACGGAGGCAGCCGACGCCAUCCUUGUGCUCAUUGGCUACGUGGUGCCAGGUCUGGCUGUGUUGUAUGCCCUGGCACUCAUCUCAAGGAUUGGGAAGGAAGACACCCCGGACCAGGACACCAGCAGGCUGGACCCCUCAGUGCACAGGCUGCUGGUGGCCACUGUGUGCACACAGUUUGGCCUCUGGACACCUUACUACCUGAGCCUGGGGCACACGGUGCUGGCGUCACGGGGAAGGACCGUGGAGGGGCAUUAUCUGGGCAUCCUACAGGUUGCUAAGGACCUGGCCAAGUUCUUGGCCUUCUCAAGCAGUUCUGUGACACCGCUGCUCUACCGUUACAUCAACAAAGCCUUCCCCAGCAAGCUCCGGCGCCUGGUGAAGAAGAUACACUGUGGGCGCCGCCACUGCUCCCCCGACCCUGCGGGGAUACAGCAGGUGAUGGCACAGGCGUAGCUGACCCUCCCCGGGCCGACGUCCAAGGAGAGGGCCUGACCAUGAGGAACACUACAACUCAACUGGACGCAUAGCACUUUGUUCCCCAAGCACAUGGUGCUUCCAACCCAAAAGACACGCUGAAGCCAGAGUAGCACAGCAGGGCAUUUCUCUUGACAUUUUCUGUUUUCCCCUAAAAGACCAAUCUUGGUCUUAAGCUGCAUUGUGGAAAGCAGAGGUGCCUUGUGUGAAGAGGCUGCUUCUACCUAACCCUCACCAUCCCACCCACGGUGGUGCCUUUCUCCCAGGGGCAUCUUCAAGGUCCAUGUCCUCAAAAGCAGGCUGACCUUUGGUCUCCCUGAUAUUUGGGCUUUCUAAAUGAAGCGAUGAAAUCUAAAGCCAGUAUUUAUACUCCGUAUUGAUAUGAUA